CUAGAAUGUGUGGAUGACCUGUCUGGUGGGUUCCUAGACGCUCUAGGGAAAGUUCCCGGUCAGUGUGUAUUUCCCGCAGUGGGACCUGGUUACAAAGACAAAAGGUAGCCCGAGAUCGCCAGUCGACGCCGGACCUUCAGAGUGUGUACACGUUAACUUGGAAGCUACCUACCCUCAGCGUCUUCACGACUGUGUUGGAGUUCACACUGCUUGAGAUGACUCGCCUUCACGUCCUCCUCGUCCUGGUCAUUACUCUCAUCCUGGGCAGCCAAUCAUCUGCCCAUGGCUACCAAAGGUUCCUCAGGUUCGCCCAUCACGGAGGUGGUUUCGGCAACCCGGGAUUCUUUGGUAGAGUUAUCCAGGGAGGUAACAUCGGAGGUUUUCCUGGAGGUAACAGCGGAGGUUUUCCUGGAGGUAACUUCGGAAAUGGACGUUUUCCUGGGGGUAACAUCGGAGGUGGAGGCUUUCCAGGGGGUAACCUUGGAGGCGGUAGAUUCCCAGGAGUCAAUCCAGGAGUCGGAACUACGAGACCCAACACUGUCAGCAGGCCUGGAGGAGGCAGCUGUCCACCAGCUCGUCCAGCCUGCCCGGCCACCAGGGCAAGACCACAACAAUGCACCGCCGACAGCGAGUGCUUACAGAACCGCAAGUGUUGCUUUGAUUCCUGCGUCCAGACCGAAGUUUGCAAGUCCGUUGUUUAAUCAGUCCAUAAACCAGCUAGUCCGUAGUCCAUCAAGUAAACAGUUCAGCCAGUCAGUAAGGACCAUUCAUCAACAACAGUGGUUGUUAGUAAAAGUGUUCUUGUGGUCCAAAGUAUUUAUCUACGUUUAAUAAUUAUGGUUACAUUUCUAGAUCAACAAAAUUUCAGUAUUAGAAAAGCCGAAAGUGUAUAAAAUAUAUAGGAAAGGUGUUUAUUUUGUGUAUGAAAAUAACUUCCUCUUUUAUAAAAAAAUCUGUCAAUUGUUAAAUUUAAAUCCUCGUGACAGUAUACACCAUCACAAAUAAUUCUCAAUAUAUGGAAUACAUCAGAAAACAUGUUUUAGUUACCUUCUGUAUGAACCUUGAAAAUUUUUUAUUAAUAAAACAUGAAUAUUUAUA
This is a messenger RNA of Cherax quadricarinatus, 1098 nucleotides long. NCBI's taxonomy places the organism in Eukaryota, Metazoa, Arthropoda, Malacostraca, Decapoda, Parastacidae. The record is from RefSeq and is a predicted model, not a curated record.